This is a messenger RNA of Capronia epimyces CBS 606.96, 1386 nucleotides long. RefSeq lists its product as uncharacterized. The record is from RefSeq and is a predicted model, not a curated record. Lineage: Eukaryota; Fungi; Ascomycota; Eurotiomycetes; Chaetothyriales; Herpotrichiellaceae. Bases 1 to 1386 code for a protein of 461 amino acids. The transcript has a single exon.
AUGCAUCCCUACGUCGGUCUUUUUCUCGGCUUGGGCGCGCUCGCAGCGGCCGCCCCCCAGGUCACUCUCACUCCGCUCAGUGGCCCUAUCCCGCCGGUCCGGAGUUCCGAGGUGACUGGACCGACCUCCCAUGGACCGUUCUCCGGCACGCCGACCGUCACGGGCGCCUUGUCCGCCCCGGCGACCGCUCAGUCGAUCGCGCCUGCUGGUGCGCCUGUUGUCACCUACACCAACAACAAUGGCAAGCUGCAGGCUUCGUACAUGCCGGUGCCCUACCAACCUGCCGGCGGUCAGGGGGUGAAUGGAACCACUCCGUACUACCACCCGCUGUCUGACUUCGACUACGAGUCUCUCACCUUGGCCCUCUACCAAGAGUGGAUCGAGCUCGACCUUUUCCACUACGGACUGGCCACAUUCUCCGUCCAGGACUUCGAGGCUGCCGGUCUCACCGCCCAGGAUCGAUUUCUGAUCGAGUUCAUGGCAGACCAGGAAGCCGGCCAUGCGACUCUGCUGAGCAACAUCCUCGGUCCUGCCGCCCCGCCUCAGUGCACAUACAACUAUCCCUUCACCACGGUGCGAGAGUUUAUCGAUUUCUGCCAGAAGUUGACGCGGUUCGGCGAGUCUGGAGUCUACGGCUUCCUGGGCCACUUGGAUUCCCGCGAAUCCGCCACUCUGCUGCUCCAAUCCAUCAGCACCGAAGCCCGACAACAGAUGAUCUUCCGCCAAUUCGACGGUCUAUUUCCCAUGCCGGUCUGGUUCGAAGUGGGCUGUCCGCAGAGCUGGGCCUGGACAUUGCUGGCACCAUAUAUCUCGAGCUGCCCAGCGAACACGACGCGGCUGGCGUGGCAAAACUUCCCUUCGCUUACGGUUCUGAACCAGCCGAAUCCAGCAAAGACAAACCCCAACCUGGGCGCGGCUCAGGCAGGCACGGGCUCGAACCCCCUGAACAGCAGCGACAUUGCCGCCAGCAACCAAUGCCUCAACGCGACGGGCUCGUCCGACUGCGCGCCAGCCAUCAGCCAGAACCGCUCCAUCCCUCUCUCGUACCCGGGCCGGCCCGUCCAUUUCGCCUGGGGUAGUGUCGGCGAGCCCGUCGGCCCCAACAACAGCUAUGUCACCAGCCGCUCGCCUCUGGCCGACCAGCCUCGCUAUGCCAUGUUCGUGUCGCAGCUCAACGCCACCUACGUGCCGCUGGUCAACGUCAGUCUCGCCGCCAACACCGCCUCAGCCGUCCAGCCCAACAUGAGCACCUUUGCCGGCGACCCUGCGGCCAAUGGAACUAUCUUCAUCUCCAUCGUCUCGCAUAAUCCCUAUGUCACGCCCUUCAACCUCAGCCUGGUCAAUCCGUACGUUUGGAGCGGGCCGGUUCUGUAUCAAGCGGGCUAG